AUGGACAUUGAUCAACCGGCAGUAACGAGAAAGGGGCGAGGCUUCAAAUCAGGCGAGCCAGAGGAUGCGACGGCACAGUACGAGUCGCUCAAGCAAGACGAGCUCGAGACGGCAGGCGCGCUCGGCAAUGCAGCAAGAUCUAUCGAGGGAUGGAUCGUCAUCGUGACCGGCCUGCACGAGGAGUGCUCUGAAGAAGAUCUGCAAGACAAGUUUGGCGACUUUGGGGAGAUCAAGAACUUGCAUCUCAACUUGGACAGACGAACGGGCUACGUCAAGGGCUAUGCUCUUGUCGAGUACGAGACGCGCGCAGAAGCGGAGGCUGCCAUCAGUGGUGCAUCAGGUACCGAGCUACUCGAACAGACCCUUCAAUGCGACUUUGCUUUCGUGCGACCGCCACCAUCUAGUGAGAAAGCCAGCAAGCCGCGACGGGCGAGAAGCAGGAUAGCUAGCUAUACCUUGUACCUCAUUGUACUCUGCGAUCAUAGACUCGAUGCGACUCGGUCUCAGCAUGAGGACGUCUGCAUCACUACAGCCUUGGUCUUAGUUGCGUCAACAGGUUGCAGACUCGAUUUGACUACCCCGCGCUUGCUGCGUGUGGUCGUCGACUUUUUGAGAGGAAAAGGCAGAGAUCAGGCAUAUCUCGAGAUGCGCUGGAUGAGCAGUGUCAUCGACUGCGUGCGGUCACACGAGCGGCUGUAUGCCGGACAGCUCAGCCAGACUUGA
This is a messenger RNA of Mixia osmundae IAM 14324, 723 nucleotides long. RefSeq lists its product as uncharacterized. NCBI's taxonomy places the organism in Eukaryota, Fungi, Basidiomycota, Mixiomycetes, Mixiales, Mixiaceae. Gene Ontology annotation, molecular function: mRNA binding. The transcript has 7 exons. Gene Ontology annotation, cellular component: cytoplasm; exon-exon junction complex; nucleus. Bases 1 to 723 code for a protein of 240 amino acids. The record is from RefSeq and is a predicted model, not a curated record. Gene Ontology annotation, biological process: RNA splicing.